AUGGCGGAACAGAACACCACACAAAGGGAUUUUCCGGUCUAUACAGACCUUCCAGUUGGCUACAUCAGGAUUCUGAAGAUCCUACCAGGCGACGCAGACAGCGACAUCUAUUGCCACUUCAGCCUCGUCUCACUCAGGAAGCAACCCGAUUACAUCGCGUUGUCUUAUGCCUGGGGUUCGCCGGAGAAAGAGGCAACACCAAAUACAAAGGCAACGACAACGAGGAAGAGAAAGGGGAAGGGGAAGACCCGCACCAUCUACUUGGAUGGUAAUCCUUCGUUCCCGAUACGCAAAAACCUAUGGCGCUUUCUCCAUCAAGCUCGAGAGCCGGCAUCAACAGUCACUGACUCGCAGAACGCCUUUUGGAUUGAUGCACUGUGUAUUGAUCAGUCUCACCCGGAAGAACGAAAGCAACAAGUUGGUAGCAUGCCCGAGAUCUAUGAGACAGCAAGAAUAGUGCUCAUAUGGCUCGGCCCAUCAUACCACAAUAGCGGCAUCGCAAUGUGGGAACUCACCAGACCUAUAUCGCACUGGCAAGCAAAGAAAAAGAUUAUCAGCGUCUGGACGAAACCAGUCGGCGCCGCUAUCCGCGGACUUUGCGGAAGGCCGUAUUGGAGGCGCCUUUGGAUAUUCCAGGAAAUCAUGCGAGCG
This is a messenger RNA of Mytilinidion resinicola, 651 nucleotides long. RefSeq names its product HET-domain-containing protein. The transcript has a single exon. The record is from RefSeq and is a predicted model, not a curated record. The annotation marks the transcript as partial. NCBI's taxonomy places the organism in Eukaryota, Fungi, Ascomycota, Dothideomycetes, Mytilinidiales, Mytilinidiaceae.